GCGGUAGACGUCGGGCGGCGCGCGCGCAGCACCAGUGCGCCUCGAGUCGCGGUCGGCGCUGCGAUCUUCGUUAUCUGUGCCGUGUACUACGUUAUCACUAAGCAUCUAUGUUGUGCCUAUCUUAUAAACAGCCGAGCGUUUGAGAUGCCGAGUUUUGACGAAAAAUUAGUGGCCAGGACUGAGGAAUAUGAAGUGGCUAUGUCCUGUCAUCAUUUUUAGCAUCAUAGUUAUAGAGACCAUUCCUGGAUAUCACAUUGAAAACGAGGUGACAACACACCAUGAAAAAGUACUGAUGACUAAUACCAAGCGUAGUAAAGGGUCAAAAUAUUUCGUUGAAGAUGAAAAAGGUAUACGUUUAAAGCAGUCUGCAUAUUCUUUUUGGGGUCGGUGGAGCGCGUGCCAGGGCGGGCAUAGGACCCGCCGUCGACACUGCUUGCUAAGUCAAAUAUGCGGCGACUCGCUUCGCAUAGAAAUCGCAAGUUGUGAUGAAGAAUCACACCCUCUACACCGGCUGGAGGAGCAAAAAGUACUAAAACAUGUUCAACGAAGACAGAUGAGGGCUGAAGAUGUGCAGAAGAGGUUCCGAGGAUUCUCGCAGUGGAGCUCGUGGAGUGCUUGUUCUAGAAGAUGUACUACUAUGAGACGGAGGCAGUGUUUAAAGCCGUCGCUGUGUGGCCGGCAAAUCGUGAGGCAGUCAGCGUACUGCUACAUGGAAGGUAGCUACUGCCACCUCUGGAUACGCGCCCGCUUGCAGAGGAGAAAGGACCCAGGUCAGGUAAUAGAAUCAUUGUCGACGCCAGCGCCGGCAAUUCACCCAGAAGACUCACGCGCAAGCCCGCCUUUGCCCCCGUGCGGGAAAUUGGGCCGAUACCGCGGCUCCCCGUCGGCGCGGCUGCGACAGCGGAUGCGUGAUAUGGUCCGUAUUAUAGGGGGCAGGCCCGCACCACCCGGGAAGUGGCCCUGGCAAGUUGCUGUGCUUAACCGAUAUAAGGAAGCAUUUUGCGGCGGCACCCUAGUCUCACUCCGCUGGGUAGUGACGGCAGCUCACUGCGUGCGCAAGCGACUAUACGUGCGCUUGGGCGAACAUGACCUGCUGCUCCGGAACAGAGGCGAGCUCGAGAUGAGGGUCACGGAGGCCGUCAUACAUCCUCGCUACGACCCUGACACUGUUGUCAACGACGUCGCUAUGCUGAGAUUGCCAGAGCCGGCCCGGCCGGAUUUAGGCCACGGUGUGGCGUGUCUGCCGCCACCCCAUCAACCCCUGCCGCCGCAUACCUCCUGCGUGAUCCUCGGCUGGGGAAAGAAGAGGCCCACCGAUGUCCACGGCACACGAGUACUGCAUGAAGCUCAGGUGUCGACAAUACAGCAAGGAGUAUGUCGGCGUUCGUAUUGGCAGUAUGCUAUAACCGAUAACAUGGUUUGCGCGGGGAGGGGGCGACGAGACUCCUGCGCAGGCGACUCUGGCGGUCCACUGCUGUGCAAAGACCGCUCUAUGAGAUAUUUCUUACAGGGCAUCACGAGUUUCGGCGACGGUUGUGGCAAGCGUGGCAAGUACGGCAUUUACACCCGUACCGCAGGCUACGUAGCGUGGAUGCGAGACGUCAUGAACAAUAAGUAUUUUGAUUGAAACCGCAAAAGGUUUGACGAGACCCCUCGCCUUCAAGGACAGGCUGAGGUUUAUACGACUCAAUUUUCUUAUGAGAACAAAGCGAGGACCCAAAACGAAACUGUAUUUCAGUUGACUAUUUGUGAUCAAUGUUAAAAGUGACUAAAGUUAUGUAGUUCUUACAAUUUUGUAACUAUUAUAUAAGUCAGAUAUUUUGUACAAAAUCUCAAAUUGAGAUUAUUCUUAAAUGGCCUAGCAGCGUUUAUCUACGCAUUAAAAAUACGCAAGACUAUUUUACGACACAAAUGUAAGCUUUUCAACACAUUUUAACAGCCCGCCUCCGGUGGCAAAAAGAUUAGAUCCGUCUGCGAUAGUUUCACGAAGAGGUUUUCAAAAAACCCCGCUGUGUAAUAUUAGCUCGGAACCUUAGCAAUUAUAAUAGAAUGUAUUCGUUGUAUAUAAAGUCUGUAACACAAAGUUCAGUUAAUACCUAAUUAAUAUUUCAGCACGGCUUCGUAAAUUGGUUCAAGCUUUGAAAACUUAACAAAAAGGACAUUUUUACCAUUAAGUAUUCCUUUCUCGUAAUUUUGUAAGGAAAGUUAAUAACAUAAAUUGAUUAUGGCUUCGAUAGCUUCAUCGAGCUGUUGGCACUCGAAACGUAGGGAUUUUAUGAAUACUUUUGUACUGUAGUUUAUCAAGACAGUUAUGCAUAAAUGGUCACUGAUUUCCUCAGAUGUUAUAGUUACCAUGACUAUGAUAUUCUAGUGAUCUAGAUCUUGUGAAAUGACGAAAUACACAGACUUUGUUAACAUAACACAAAAUUACAAUGUUUAUACUAAUCCGACCUUGUAAACAAUUCGCGAACAAUUUUGCAUUUUACGGCACCAUUUAUAUUAUAGUAACUUCUUAAAGAAGUUUGUUGAAGAAGUUAUUUAUUGUUAUCCUUUCGAAAUAAAAUGUAAAUACAAAAUAAAAUGUUAGAUUUUGUUAGAAUUUUACUGAAAUUCAACAUCACAUUGUGUGAGCACUUUCAAUUACUAAGUACUUAAACAUUGUUUUUUGUUUUCUAUAAUAAAUUAUAGACGUAAGUCUAAAUAUAGUGUUAUUGAUAAAUAAAGUCUCUCUAAGUUUUGUA
This is a messenger RNA of Helicoverpa zea (corn earworm), 2741 nucleotides long. Its product is annotated as transmembrane protease serine 12. The coding region runs from base 188 to 1627 and encodes 479 amino acids. Gene Ontology annotation, biological process: proteolysis. NCBI's taxonomy places the organism in Eukaryota, Metazoa, Arthropoda, Insecta, Lepidoptera, Noctuidae. Gene Ontology annotation, molecular function: serine-type endopeptidase activity. The transcript has 12 exons. The record is from RefSeq and is a predicted model, not a curated record.